Molecule: messenger RNA, 2847 nt
Organism: Dioszegia hungarica
Lineage: Eukaryota; Fungi; Basidiomycota; Tremellomycetes; Tremellales; Bulleribasidiaceae
Exons: 7
Coding region: 1-2847 (948 amino acids)
Biological process (GO): intra-Golgi vesicle-mediated transport
Cellular component (GO): Golgi apparatus; COG complex
Source: RefSeq, a predicted model, not a curated record
AUGUCCACCUUCAGCUCCCUCGCCGAGUUCACACCUACGAAGGCCUCCUCCGCCUACUCGGCCAGCCGACAAUACACGCCAAAUCCGAAUCUAAGGCAUAUCUCUUCUUCGUCGGUAUUGCCUUCAGACUCAGGCGCGUCCACGCCGGACUACAAGCGUCGGGCAAGGCGGAUGGCGGAGAAGGGAUUGAUCAAGGAGGGAGAGAGGGAUUGGGGGAAUGUGGAGCCGGACGAGGUGUUUAGGAAGCUGCCGGUGUUGGAGGUCAGAAGGGUGGAAGGGAAGAUGAGGCAGGAGGCUCUGGAUAAGCAGUCAGAGCUGAGGGCUAUGGUCGGAACACGGUAUCGAGACCUCCUCACCUCCGCUACCCAAAUAUCUACCCUCCGGACCGCCUCCCUCCACCUCUCAGACUCCCUCCGGACAGUAGCCAACACCUGCUCCAACGCGGACGAUAUCGCCAUCACAGCUGAGAACUCUACUCAAGUCUCCGACACAGAGGACGUCAUGACCCUCCUCCCGGUCGCGGCGCACAUGAAACUCCUCCUAGACGCGCCGGAAGCGCUGUAUGCGUACCUUGCGGAAGGGGAGGUGUUGCGCGCGGGGUGGUUGUGGCUCGUGGCGAGGGUGGUCAAGGAAGGAUUGGCGGGUAUGGGAGAAGCGAGCGAGGUGUAUCAACCGCUAUUGGCCAAGCAAUGGGAGGUGCUUGUCCCGUUCAGAGCGCAGAUCGUACAGCGGGCAUCAGAGAAGCUCAGGUCCAAGGACAAAAUAGAGACCAGGACUCUAGCGGAAACUCUUUUGACAAUAGUGCUGCUCGACAAUCUCCCCGUCCCCGAGGCGCUAUCUCUACUGCUCAGCCAGCGAUCCCUAGCUCUUCGAGACCUACUCGCCCAUCCUACCGCCUCGGCACCCGCUCCCGGCCCGUCAUCGCGGACAGGCAAAUCGGUUGAACCUAGCCUACCGCCAGCCGGUCCGUCCAUCGGUGACGUCCUCGGCUCAGCCGUCCAGUGCCUCUUAAGCACCUCCGAAGCUGCCCACCAAGUCUUCGCGAAACAGUCCGACCGCUCCGAGAGCCUUCUGGAAGAGCUUAUCCGGCUCGUCCAAAAAGGCGACAUCAACCCCCCAACCAUCACUCAGCACACCCCACUCCGGCGCUCAUCCUCCUCUACACAUACUAGGCGAGCGUCACGCCUGGUUUCGAUCUCAUUACCUUUCAACGACCCCUCGUCCCCCUCUACCUCCGAUGUACCUCCCAUUACUACCAUCCGAAUCCUUCGGUCCCUCCCUUCCUCUCAGAUCCUGCUUCGGCACCUCCCGGCAUCGAUAACGGGCUUCACUCCGUUCAUCACACCGCCUCAAUCCCCGGACCUUGAUACUCAGCUGGAGAAGUGGCAGAGUGACGGACUGGGGAUAUUGGGCGGAGCGGCGCCUGCUUGGUUGGCGGAUUUGAGCUCCGCUCAGGCUGUAUGGGCUGUAAGAGGGAGUUUGGUCCGGGCGGUAGGCGAGGGGGAGUUUGAGGGGAGAAUAGGGAAAGCGUUGGAGGAUGAGUGGGGAGCGAGGACGAGGGGGAUCUGGAUAGCGGGGUUUUCGGACCUGGUGCAUACCACAGAACGGGAAGUAGGAAGGGCUGUCGAGGAGAUCCAAUCCAAGGGGAACGAGAGCGAUAUCAAUCCCGAGAAAUACGUCUUCUCAGCAAUGACAUUCCCCUCGGUCGCCUCUGCAACACUCAACAUUCCCAACCCCGUCUCGUUCCCGACCUUCAUGGCUGGCGUGAAGAAGCGGAACGUCUACCGCACGCCGCUUCUCGAUCGGGUGUUGAGCGUGCUGGAGGAUCAAGCGAGGGCUUUACAGUCAGACGUGAGGGGUCUGCCGGAGGGGUUGGUAGGGGUGUACACCGAGUUGGUGGCGGAUGCGCUGGAGCGGAUUGUGGCGGUGCUUCGUGCCUCUCUUGACGGACUGAGAGAAAUGGAGGACGGAGGGGAGAAGCGGGUAUAUGCGGAGUUGUUGGUUGGGCGGGUAGCGCUGUUCUUGGCGAGACAAUCCACGUUCCUCGAGGAUCUUUCCGGUCGUCCCAAAACAUCAUCAGGUGAGCUGCGUUGCGCGGGAUUGUUGCUCAACCAAGCUGACCUACCAGACCCGAUCCUGACGUCCCUCAUCUCUCUCCACGCAGACUCCACCUCCUCCUGGCGCACCACAAGCAUCACCACCGCCCUCACACACCUCACUCCCCUCUUCAGUCCCCUGCGCGGCCCACGCGAAGUUCUCGCAUCAUGGCAAGGCCCCCAUCCAAUCUCCCCAUCCGCUUCCGUGGUCGUUACACUCAACUCACUCGUCAAGGCCAUUCGACACCUCGGAAUUCCACCUUCUCCACCUUCGCCCGAUGGGAAAGGGGAGGAGCAGCAACAGGUGGUCAGGCAGCUUGUGGAGGGGUUCGUGGACUCUGCGCUGGAGUUAGAAGGGUGGGCGGAGAUGAAGGAUGAGAGCUGCGUGCAGGCUGUAGUCGAUCUGGGGUUCUUGUGUUUGGUCAGAGGCGGAAAGGUGGCGGAUGAUGCGGCGGUACAAGGGAUGUUGAACAGGAAGCUCACACCGCAGAUACCCGAAUCAUACCAAACUACCCUCCCUCCGCUCCUCUCACCUAUCCUCGCUGAAUCUCUCCGGCGCGUCCAACUCAUCCUCCACCCAAUACUCACUCAUCUUCCGCCGACUUUGACUCCCUCGCUUGACCUAUCCGCGACUUCUGCACCCGCCAAAACGCGCGGACCGGCCGAUACGCCGGGGACGACAGAGUUCAGAAGUCCGAUCGCGGUCGCCAAGCCUGGGAAACGGUUUGGGCUAGUCAGUAUCGCGUCGUGA